This is a messenger RNA of Durusdinium trenchii, 303 nucleotides long. NCBI's taxonomy places the organism in Eukaryota, Dinophyceae, Suessiales, Symbiodiniaceae. The record is from the annotation of a GenBank genome assembly.
AUGGACUGUCCACCUUGCUGUCCCUCGGAAAUCGGUGAGACCGACACUCCUGUAACUCAUACCAAGCUGAAGGCUGCUUCCUACAAUUCAUCCGCGGCCAGCUUCGUUUCACGCCGAAUCAUUUCCAGUGCAUGGAGAAAAAAGAAUCCAAAAGAUCCAAAGAUUUCCUGGUCUGACCGGUGCUGUUGGUUGUGUUUGGGUGUUUUGCGUGUUCUGUUUUUUGUUUUUUUUUGUGGUUUGUUUUGGUUGGCGUUUUUCGGUUUUGGUCACAGGAAAUCUUCAAUCUCCACAUACAUUAGCUGA